Molecule: messenger RNA, 876 nt
Organism: Rotaria sordida
Lineage: Eukaryota; Metazoa; Rotifera; Eurotatoria; Philodinida; Philodinidae
Source: the annotation of a GenBank genome assembly
AUGCAUAAGGAACUUCCUGUCGAUCAAAAUAUAGAAGAACGAUCAAAUGAAUUAAUUAAUUCAUUUCGAAGUUCAUUUUGGAUUGAUGAACGUAAAUGGUUUGUUCGAUGUUUUACACAUGAUCAAACUAUUCAUCUUGAAACCUUAUCUGAAAUAACUGAUUAUGUCAAACAAAAACUUCCUGAUUCAUGGAAAUCGACAUAUCCAUACGAUGAUCAUCACCAGUUUUACAAUACUAUCAGAAAGUUUGAUCAUUACGAAUUUUUUAAUCAACCGAUCCCAUCCUACAUUCGUUUGUAUAACAUUAAUUAUCUUCGUCUCAAAUUUCCUAUUAAUGAUGAAUUUUGGUCCAUUGUUCCAAACUUAAAUAAACUGAAAUCACUUGCAAUAUCGUCUUAUGAUGAUUCAUUUCAAUCUCAAUUCCAAACUUUACUAGAUCAAGCACCACAUCUUACACAGUUAAGUUUUCAUCAAUGCGAACCAUUGCCAUUACAAAUAUCAUUAUUUAAAUAUACAAAUGCGUCAAUUCGUCAACUCAAUUUAAAAUUUUACAACCAUCAAUUCACUGAAGAAGAAUGUAUGACUUUAUCUCAUUCAUCAUUGGGUGUUCAAUGUGAAAUACUUUCUAUUCAAGUUAAAAAUCGUCAAUGUAUUAUUAUUCUUGUGAAAAAUAUGAUUAAUCUUCGAGCAUUAAAUAUCAAAUUUGAACAUGAAGAAGAUUUUCAAGAGAUACAAUGGAUACUAGGCGAUGAACUCCUAAUUGAAAAUACAUCGGAGACAGUUGAAAUUAUUCAAUGGUUAAAAGAUCAUUUACCAUUAACGUGUUUAAUCAGCAUAGAUCCACAAUCAGUCAAUGGUAUUCGAAUAUGGAUUUAA